This is a messenger RNA of Cydia splendana, 1359 nucleotides long. RefSeq names its product gustatory receptor for sugar taste 64a-like. NCBI's taxonomy places the organism in Eukaryota, Metazoa, Arthropoda, Insecta, Lepidoptera, Tortricidae. Gene Ontology annotation, cellular component: membrane. The transcript is spliced from 9 exons. The record is from RefSeq and is a predicted model, not a curated record. Gene Ontology annotation, molecular function: taste receptor activity. Gene Ontology annotation, biological process: detection of chemical stimulus involved in sensory perception of taste; sensory perception of chemical stimulus. Bases 20 to 1291 code for a protein of 423 amino acids.
UAUUUUAUUUUCAGUCAUUAUGAAACAAAGAAAACGACUUCAUGACCAAAAAAAAAAGAACUUGCCUUAUGAAUGCUUCCAUGAUGAUUUUUUACAGAUAAUGGCAAAAAUAUUCCGCUUCUCACGUUGGUUUGGUGUAGCUGGCUCUGGAAAUGUUUUGUGGAAAACAUUUGGGCUUUGCAUUUUGCUUUUGCUCGGAGUCAUAGAAGGCGUCGCUAUUUGGCGUGUUGUUAGAGCACUUGCUGGAUUAUCUAUUGAUAUUGAAGGUCAUAGGAGUGUGACUGCGCGGCUAGCGGGAGCAACUUUCUAUGCUUCCUCGAUAACUACACUUAUUCUUUCUUGGAAGUUGUCCUCGUCAUGGGAAACAAUAGCUUUGUAUUGGGUUUCAAUUGAUCGAAGUGUAGCAAUUAACGUUUCGUCUGAUAAAAAUAUAAAAACCCGGAUGAUCACAGUAACGUCUGUGAUGGUAACUUGUGUUGUUGCGGAACACACCAUGAGCAUGAUGUCACAAGUUGGGUUUGACUGCCCGCCUUCACUUAUACUAAAGCGGUACACACUGAUAUCUCAUGGAUUUUUGUUACUCAGAACGGAUUAUUCGAUAUGGUUUGCCGUACCGCUUCUCUUUAUGAGCAAAAUAGCUACGAUCCUCUGGAACUACCAAGAUAUACUUAUAGUAUUAAUAAGCAUGGGAUUGACUUCUCGAUACAACACCCUUAACCAAUACGUUGCCAAGUUCUCUACACCCAACAAGGAUUUUCCUUGGAACCCUCAUGAUGAGUGCAGUAAAGGACAUACGUGGCGCAGAAUACGUGAGGCGUAUGUGAAGCAGGCCCAGCUCGUUCGCCGAUUGGAUAAGUCACUGGGCGGACUCAUCCUGCUCUCAAACCUUGUCAACUUUUACUUCAUUUGUCUACAGUUAUUUCUAGGGAUUACACAAGGACUUUCUGGAGAUUUGAUAAAACGUAUGUACUACGUGGUGUCGUUGGUGUGGCUAUGCGUCAGAGUGAGUUGCGUUGUGCUCGCGGCUGCCGAUAUAAACGUGCACUCCACGAAAGCUCUCCGGCACCUCCAUGCUAGUGACAGACACUACUACAAUGUUGAAAUAGUGAGAUUACAAAAUCAACUCAGUCAAGAUUACGUCGCUUUAACGGGACUGGGAUUUUUUUCUCUUAACAGAACAAUUUUAUUGCAAAUGGCGGGAGCAAUAAUCACGUAUGAAUUAGUACUAAUACAAUUCGAUGAUCAUGGAUUUACGGAACACAAGUCUGCUCUAAAUUCCACAACGUUCUAAAGCGUCAAAUACCUACAUGCGGUGCGAGCACCGAAAAGAGAUUAUCUCAUUAACAGUUUUACUGGUGU